AUGGCGGCUGAGAGAUCUCUACAAAGCCUCCGAGAUGAGGUGACCUGCCCCGUCUGCCUGGAGUUGUUCAGGGACCCGGUGAUGAUCCUGGGCUGCGGGCACAACUUCUGCCGAGCCUGCAUCACCCAGUGCUGGGAGGGGGCCGAGACGGACGUCACCUGCCCCCAGUGCAGACAGACCUUUGCCCAGAGGCUCCUGGGCCCAAACAGGCAGCUGGCGAAUGUAGUCGAAGUGGUCAAGGGCCUGAACGUGGGGUCCGUGGAGGGAGCCGGGGGCAAGAUGGUGUGCGAGCAGCACGGGGAGGCUCUGAAGCUCUUCUGCGAGACAGACCAGGUCCUGAUGUGCGUGAUCUGCCGGGAGUCUCGGGUGCACCGAGCUCACCCUGUGGCUCCCAUCCAGGAGGCUGCGCAGCAGUGCAAGGAACAAAUUCAGACUCAGCUGCAGCUGCUAAGAGGAGAGAGGGAGAGGCUUGAAUCGCUGCAAUGGAGUGAAAGCCAGAAACACCAGGAAUACCAGCAAAAGGCAGCAGCUGAGAGGCAGAAGAUUGUGGCUGCAUUUGAGCAACUGCGCCAGUUUCUGGAGGAACAAGAGCGACUUGUGCUGGCCGAGCUGGGAGAGCUGGAGAGCAGGAUUGAAGAGAGUCAGGGGGAGACUGUCACCCAACUCUCCGAGGAGAUUUCCCACCUCAACAGCCUGAUAAGAGAGCUGGAGGGGAAGUGCCAGCAGGCCGCCAGUGACCUCCUGCAGGACAUGAGGAGCACACUGAGCAGGUGCAGGAAGGAGCAGUUCCAGCUGCCAGAGGGGAUUUGCCCAGAGCUGGAAACAAGACUCAGCAUCUUGUCUGGACAAACGCUAGCUCUACAGGAGACUCUGAAGUUCCAAGAGACGCUGCCAUCCAACCUGGAGAAGGGCAAAGGGGGACUACAGGGAUCAUUCAUAAAGGUGACGGUGACUCUGGAUCCAGACACAGCUAAUCCCAGGCUCGUCCUGUCUGCGGAUAGAAGAAGUGUGAGAUGGGCAGACACACAGCAGCCUCUGCCCGCCAAGCCUGAGAGAUUUGAUUUGUACUCAUGUGUGCUGGGCCAUGAGGGAUUCACCUCCGGGAGACACUGCUGGGAGGUGGAGGUGGGGCAGGGAGCCUGGGCCGUGGGGGUCGCCAGGGAGUCUGUGAGGAGGAAGGGAGGGAUCAGAUUUAGCCCCGAGGCGGGGAUCUGGGCGGUGCAGCGCUGUGGGGAUCAAUUCCAGGCACUCACGGCCACUGCUCCCACCCCACUGUCCCUGCGCCAGGCACCCAGGAGGGUGCGGGUCUGUCUGGACUGUGCAGGGGGGUGGGUGUCAUUUCUCGAUGCUGACACCGAGGUCCCGAUCUUCACCUUCCCACCGGCCUCCUUCGCUGGGGACAGAAUCCGGCCCUGGUUCUGGCUCUGGGUUUGGGGGGUUAGAUCUGAGCUCAGACUGUGCCAUUGAGUGAU
This is a messenger RNA of Alligator mississippiensis (American alligator), 1472 nucleotides long. RefSeq names its product zinc finger protein RFP. NCBI's taxonomy places the organism in Eukaryota, Metazoa, Chordata, Crocodylia, Alligatoridae. The record is from RefSeq and is a predicted model, not a curated record. The transcript has 7 exons. The coding region runs from base 1 to 1467 and encodes 488 amino acids. Gene Ontology annotation, molecular function: zinc ion binding; protein binding.